UGGGAAGAUGUUUGGAUUUGGCUCCUCCAUCUUCAAUUCAGCCUCUACUUUAAUAAUGUCUGCUGUUCAGGACGAGCCCAAAACAACACCACCAGGUUCUCGCAAGACGUCUAUAGCUGCCAAAAUUUCUCCUAAAAGUACACCACCAGUUUCUCCCAAGAUGUCCCCAGCAAAAGAGCCCAAAAAACUUGUUGCUCAGAUACCAGAGCAGGACAGGAAACGAGAACAAACUCAGCAGCCCAAGACGCCCCCACUAGGACACGAGAAAGUGGACAAAGGUCCAUCAGAACCUACAAAGGCAGCCAUUGACCCCCUAACCACUUCUAAGGGAGGUCAGCCCACUAGCCCACAAGUAACAGCCUCACAAGCUACACCCAAGGAAGGCCAAUCCACCUGUCCACUCUGUAAGGUCAGCCUCAACAUCAGCUCCAAGGAUCCACCCAACUACAACACCUGCACUGAGUGCAAGACCACUGUCUGCACCCAGUGUGGAUUUAGUCCUAUGCCAAAUGCAUCAGAGGUGAAGGAGUGGCUCUGCCUGAACUGUCAAAUGCAAAGAGCAUUAGCAGCAUCUGAGCCCCCAGGGCCUUCCACAUUGAAGACCCAGGCAUCACCCAGUAAAGCCCCCACACCAGCUGUGGUCCAAUUGAAAGACACUCCCAAACCAAAUGAACCUCAAAAGAAGACCACUACAGCAGAACAAAAGAAGCAGGAAACCUCAGAUAGAGUCCCCCCUCAAAGUAAACAGUCCAUAUCAGCAGCACAACCAGAGAAGGUUGAAACUGACAACAGUCCAGGAAGUCGUCAACAAGCCAGCCCGAGUCAAAGUCCUAAAAAAACACCUGAGAACAAGACAUCAGAGCCCCAGAAACCAGCAGACAAGCCAAGUCAAACUAUACGUAAGCAGAGUAAUGCCACCCCAGCAACACAACACGAGCCAGGAGGCUUCUUUGGCUUUGGUAGCCCUAAAGCUCAACGUGAUGCUGCAAAGUCUGCAGAGUCAGUGACUGGGAAGAUGUUUGGCUUUGGUUCCUCCUUCAUCAGUUCUGCAUCCACUUUGAUAACUUCCUCUGUUCAGGACCAGCCAAAAACCACACCACCAGUUUCUCCCAAGUUGUCUCCAGCAAAAGAGAUCAAAUCCCCAGGUGCACAGAGGGCAGAAAGAGAGAAGAAACCAGAACAAGCCCAGCAGGCCAAGGCUUCUCCAUCAGGAAAGACAAAUGUGGACAAAGCUCCACCAGAGUCUCCAAAGCCAGCAGCCACAUCCCAGGCUGUUCUCACAACAGGCCAGAACACCUGCCCACUCUGUAAAGUGGAACUCAAUUUGGGCUCCAAGGAUCCUCCCAACUAUAGCACCUGUACCGAAUGCAGAAACACUGUCUGUAACCAAUGUGGAUUCAACCCUAUGCCAAAUAAAGCAGAGAUGCAGCGAGCCCUGGAAGUAUCUCAGUCCCCAGAAGCCAUCUUGGCACCACAGACACCUGCAAAGAAGGAUAUCAACAGUUCAACUGAAUCUGACAAGAAAGUGUCUUCAGCAUCACACUCACCUCAGAUGAAACAGUCAGUAGCAACAGUACAGUCAGCCAAGGUUGAGGCUGCUAAAGAGCAAGAGCAUCAGAAACAGGCCAGCCCAGCAUCCAGUCAGAAAAUGCCACAUGAGAGUGGAACAGGUCCUCAAAAAUCAUCAGACCAGACCAGUCAAACUGCACGUAAGCAAAGUAAUGCAACUGCAGCUACAAAGCAGGAGUCAGGAAGCUUUUUUGGCUUUGGUGGUCCUAAAACUCAACCUGACACUGCAAAGCCCCCAGAAUCAGUGAGUGGGAAGAUGUUUGGCUUUGGUUCCUCCAUCUUCAGCUCUGCAAGCACUUUGAUAACCUCAGCUGUUCAGGAUGAGCCCAAAACUACACCACCAGUUUCACCUAAGUUGUCUGCCACACAGGAGAUCAAACCAUCUGCUGCCCAGAAAUCAGAGAAGGAUAAGAAACCAGAGCAAGCCCAAAAGCCCAAGGCUGAUCCAUCAGCACAAGUCAAAGUGGACAAAGUUCCACCAGAGCAUCCAAAGGAAGUAGCAGUCUUGGAAGCUGCACUCAAGGAAGGCCAAUCUAUCUGUCCACUCUGUAAGGUGGAACUCAACUUGGGCUCCAAGGAUCCUCCAAACUACAACAAAUGUACUGAAUGCAAGAAAACUGUCUGCAACCAAUGUGGAUUUAACCCCAUACCAAAUGUUGCAGAGGUGAAGGAAUGGCUGUGUCUUAGUUGUCAGAUGCAAAGAGCUCUUGCAGCUACUGAAUCCGGAGAGCCUCUCCUGACAAAAUCCCAGGCAUCACCCAACAAAGUGUCCACACCUGCUGCUGCCCACAAAGAGACCACUGCCAAUCAAAAGAAAGACAUCAUUUCCACACUAAAAGCAGAGGACAUGCCAGAUAAAACUCAAAAGGACAGUCCAGCACCAGGUGUACCACAAAAGAAAGAAGAAGUCUCACCACUAUCUCAAAAGGAUGAUGGCACCACAGCAUCAGCCCCUGCCUCAUCACAACCAAAUGAGACUACAACUAAAGCCUCAUCCUUGCCCAAAGACACCACAUCUGGUUCACCCCUUGCCAAGCAGAUUCCAGUCUCCACUUCACCUCAAACCAAGGAUUUCACUCCACCAAGCUCCCCAGCAAUUAAAAAAAUAUCAGACAAGGAACCUUCAGCAAAAGAAACAAAAUCUGACCAACUGGUUAAAGCCCCCGAUGAUGUUCAGCCCUCAAACCAACCUGCAAUGCAAGAAAAUAGCCUUCAGGACGCUGGUAAAAGCAAUAUAGUGCGGCCUCAACAAACACCAAACCAAAAAUCCGACGCUCUUCAAAACCAAGAUCUUCACAAAUCUCCACAACAGUCUCCAAAACAUCAGACUCUGUCCACCAAAUCUGCUCCUCCAGAAGCUCAGCCAACAAAUCAGGAGUCAGGGAGCAUUUUCAGCUUUGGCAGCCCAAAAUCUAAGCGUGCUGCAUCAAGUGCUGAAGCAGUAACUGGAAAGAUGUUUGGCUUUGGUUCAUCAAUUUUCAGCUCAGCAUCUAAUUUGAUAACAUCUGCUGUUCAGGAGCAGUCCCACAUCACACCACCAAGUUCUCGUAAGAUGUCUGCCCCAGCACAAUUUUCCCGCAAGAUGUCUACAACAGCACAAAUCUCUCCAAAAUCUACACCCCCAGAUUCUCCAAAGAUACCUUCUACAAAGGAGUCCAAACUACCACUUGCCCAGAAAUCAGAGCAAGACAGGAAACCAGAGCAACCCCAGCAAUCAAAGGCUCCUCCAUCAUUACAGGCCAAAGUGGACAAGGAUCCAUCGGAGCCUCCACAGGAACUAGCAGUCUCCAAAGCCAAUCCCAUAGCACAGUCCACAUGUCCACUCUGUAAGGUGGAACUUAACAUUGGCUCCAAAGAUACUCCCAACUACAACACCUGCACUGAAUGCAAGAACACUGUGUGCAACAAAUGUGGAUUUAGCCCCAUGCCAAAUGUAGCAGAGGUGAAGGAAUGGCUAUGUCUCAAUUGCCAGAUGGCGAGAGCUCUUGGAGCAUCCGAGCCCCCAGGGCUUCCAAUGAUGAAAGCCCAGCCUUCUCCAAGGAAAGAGGCUCCUGUACCUGCUACACCUGAGAAAAAAGAAGCCCCAGUGUCAGUUCCUCCACAGAAAGAAUCAAGCUUACCCAAGGAUGAGCGUAUAACUUCUGCCACAGUCAAAGAACCGCUGACGCCUGGAUCACCGAAGAAGCAAGUUUCUCCUUCAGCUCCUACACAGCCUGACAAAACUGUUCCAUCAACUAUCACACAGAGUGAUGUGACAUCUUCUUUAAAACAGCCUCAACCACAGAAGACCACACAGUUAGGCCAACCACAACAGCCCUCUGGGGGGACACCAAAAGGACAACCAGGAAUAUCCCAGCAACAGACUCCAAAAGCUGAAACUCCUCCUACUAAGCCUGCUCUUCCAAAAGAUGAUUCUGCUAAACAAGAGUCCGGCAGUUUCUUUGGCUUUGGUGGUCCAAAAACACAGCCUACUCAAAAACCUCCAGAAUCUGUGACUGGGAAGAUGUUUGGCUUUGGUUCAUCCAUAUUCAGCUCUGCAUCCACUUUAAUAACCUCAGCUGUUCAAGAUGAACGCAAAACCACACCACCAACUCAACGUAAGAUGUCCACAACAGCCAGUGUUUCUCCUAAAACCACACCACCGGCCUCUCCCAAAAAGCUUCCUGCAAAGGAAACUAAGCCACCUGCUGGUCAGAAAGCUGAAGAGAAGAAACCAGAGCAACCUCAGCAGGUCAAAGCUCCUCCAUCAGCACAGGCAAAAGUAGACAAAGCUCUAUCGGAGCCUUCUAAGGCACCAGCAGCCACACAAGAUGCACCAAAAGAAGGCCAGCCCUGUCCACUCUGUAAGGUGGAACUCAACAUGGGCUCCAAGGAUUCCCCCAACUACAACACCUGUACUGAAUGCAAGAUUACUGUCUGCAACCAAUGUGGAUUUAAUCCAAUGCCAAAUGCAGAAGAGAUUAAGGAGUGGCUUUGUCUGAACUGCCAGAUGCAGAGAGCUCUGGCGGCAUCUGAACCCCUAGGACCUCCCAAAAUGAAACCACAGCCCUCGCCAGCCAAGGUUCUCACACCUGCUGUCCCUGAAAAGGAAGAUACAACAUUGGUCCAAAAAGAGAAGUCUAAAGAAUCUCCAGUAGUCAAAAAAGAGGUUACUCCAGCAGCUAUAGACAAAAAGGAGACCCCUACAACUGAGGCACCAAUACCAGCUGCAGCCCAAAAGGGAGACAAACCGGUACCAGGUUCUCUGCAAAAGACACAGGUCCUCACAAGUAAAAUGGCUAAGGAUGAGCAAGGACAAGCCCAGGAUGUAUCUAGCCAGAAGCAGCCUAUGGCAAAACAUCCACAAGCGCAACCUUCACAAUCUCCAAAGCCAGAAGUAAAGGCAGGUGCUGUGAAACAAGAAACUGGAAAACCACCACAACAGCCUUCAAAAGCCGGGAUCUCUCCAGCCAAAGCACCACCAGCUCAGCCUGCUAAACAGGAGUCAGGGGGCUUUUUUGGUUUUGGUGGUGCUAAAACACAGCCAGCCACUGCAAAGCCAGCAGAGUCAGUGACUGGGAAGAUGUUUGGUUUUGGUUCUUCUAUUUUCAGCUCUGCAUCCACUUUGAUAACUUCAUCUGUUCAGGACCAACCCAAAACCACACCACCAGUUUCUCCCAAGUUGUCCCCAGCAAAAGAGAUCAAAUCCCCCGUUUCACAAAAGACAGAACAGAAGAAACCAGAACAACUCCAGCAGGCCAAGGCUCCUCCACCUGGACAAGCCAAAGUGACAUCAGAACCUCCAAAAGCAGCAACAGCCAUCAAGGCUGAACCCAAGGAAGGCCAAUCCACAUGCCCACUCUGUAAGGUGGAACUGAAUGUUGGCUCCAAGGAUCCUCCUAACUACAACACCUGCACUGAAUGCAAGAACAUUGUCUGCAACCUUUGUGGAUUUAACCCAAUGCCCCAUACUUCAGCAAAGGAAUGGCUUUGUCUGAACUGCCAGACACAGAGGGCUUUGUUGGGACAACUCGGAGACUCAGGGAAAAUGUCCCAGCCUUCAGUCAUGCCUGCCAAGCCAGAAACCCAGCCCACACCUGCACCCACAAAGGCAGAGACCACACCUGGCCCCACCAAGGCAGAACCUACAGCUUCGCCCCCAAAGACAGAGACCACACCUGCCCCCACCAAGGCAGAGCCCACAGCUCCACCCCCAAAGACAGAGACCACACCUGCCCCCACCAAGGCAGAGCCCAUAGCUCCGCCCUCAAAGACAGAGACCACGCCUGCCCCCACCAAGGCAGAACCCACAGCUCUGCCCCCAAUGACAGAGACCACACCUGCCCCCACCAAGACAGAACCCAUAAAUUCACUCCAAAUGGCAGAGCCCAAACAUGCACCCUCAAAAAUGGAACCCAUAGCUCCAUCAGCAGCAUUCUCAGCCAAACCCAAUACAUUUGCCAUGGCACCUAUGCAAGAGACAGAGACAUCAAACAUUGAAGUCCCAAAGGCAGAUGUCCUCAAGUCAGUGACAGUAGAGGAUAAAGAACUGGCAGUUAAAACGGAGCUGCAUGUGACAGAGGUUCCUAAAGCUGAAGAGCCCAAGCCUGAGUUACCAAAAGCCCAGGCUGAAGAGGAUGUAGCUCCCCCAAUCACUGCAGAGGCAGCAACUGCUGGAGUUUCUUCAGAGACUGAUUUGAAGCCUUCUCAAGCUACGGCAGAAUUCUCUGCCCCAGGGAUACUUGCUAAGGAAGUACAGUCCGAAGACCACAUCAAACUGACAGAGUCAACAAAAGAAUUACAAAAGCCACUUGAGGUGAAGCAAAAGCCACCGAAACCACAGCCAGUGGUGGAUCUAGAGCCAGCCACACCACAAGUCAUAGCAGCUGAUAGAAAGGAAGUGGCAGCUAUGUUGAUUAAAAAUGUCGAAGACACCUCAUCUCCACAGCCACAACCAAUAACCACUAAGAAGAUCGUCAUAAAAGAAGAUGAUAAAACUGACAUGGAGCCUGCAAAAGAGAGGAAAGCAUCCCUCCCUGCUACCAAGGUCACAGAAAGUCAACAAGCCAAACUGGAGAACACAGCUGUUUCUCUGACAGCCUUUGAGGCUAAAGCCGUGGCACAAGAGUGUAAUAAUAAGGAUCAACCCCAGAUUUUACCCAUAUCACAAAAAUCUCAGGAUGUUGAGAAAGCUAGUGAUACUACUAUGACAGAUAAAACAAUAGAUUCAUCCAUGCCAGUGAAAGAUGGGGCUAAAGCUGAGAGGAGGCGACUGAGUUUCCAAGCAAUGGAAGAGAGCAGUGAAAGUGAGCUCACACCCUCACCUCAGGUUCAAAGGAGGAAGCUGAAGGUGAGCACCAUCUCAUCUAGCAGUGAGGACAUCAAAACUGAAAGUGCUGACUCCUCUAUGGAAGAUGAAGAGUUCAUCCGCAAACAAAUCAUGGGCAUGGGGGGUGAAGAGGAAAUGUCACUCUCAGAAGAUGAAAAAGAGAAAAAAUUGACAUAUGAGGAAGGAAUAAAAGAGGCUGAGUUGGAUAAUGUUUUGACGACAGCUCAGCCACUGUUUGGAAAAGGUGGCACUGAUAAUGAAGACAGUCCAGCCAGGAGAGAAUCACUCCCAAAGACUACAGCCACUGAAGAUGCUCCUGAAACUGUGACCACCACUGUUUUCAAAAAAGCUAUUCCAGCCAUGAGACAGAGACAAAGCACUGAUGAAGAUGUAGAAAGCAUGACUGAAUCUCUGUCAAAGGGAUCAUCUAGUGUUCAGGCAUCUAGUUUCACUGCAGGAUCUUCACCCACAUCAGCCUCAUCUUUGGAGGAGGAUAGUGAUAGUAGCCCCAGUCACAAGAAACAAACAGAGAAACAGCAUCGCAAAGCUAAGCACAGGCAGCCAGGCCAAUCACUCCCCACCAUUGAAGACUCCUCUGAGGAGGAGAAGACGAGAGAGGAAGACUUAAAAGAACAAGAAGCUUUGAAAGAUGGUGACCAGUCAGAGAGAAGGAGCUCCAAGAAGUCUAGGAGAGACAAAGAUGAACCUGUGUCACAGACAAGACAAGACCAACCACUUCCCUCACCUGGUAAUCUGUCUCCAAUUGAGGAUGCUUUCCUAACAGAGGAGCUGAGACAGGCCAAGGUGGUGGAAGUCAAUAGAACAUCUGGUUCAGAAUACUCUGCUAGUAUAGAAUCAGAAUCAGAGUCUAGGCAAGCUGUACAGAAGGGAGGAAGGCCUUCACCAACAGUGAUACCUUACUCUCCACCUGAUCCAUUUGAGGUGACAAAUACUGUGACAAAGUCUUUGAAGAGUGCUGAUGAAGCAUAUGAGGCGAUUAUUCAGAAGACUAAAGCUAUACCAGGAGAGAGUCCCCCUGAUAUUGAGCCCCUGUACGGAGGAAUGGCAAUAGAAGACUAUCUUUAUGAGUCCUUGGUUGAGGAGCCUGAAAUUAAGAUAAGUGAAGCUGAACCUGUUGAACCCUGUAGGGACACUGGCUCCGAAUCCAUGAAAAAACUCAGAUCUCCUGAGGAGGUUUAUGAGGAGAUGAUGCAGAAGAAGAGAGAACUAAUGAUGAUAGAGCAAGAGUUUCAGCAGGCCCAAACUGCCAUGGAAUCUUCACAAUUAGGGGCUGUAGUUGCUCUGCCAUCCUCAGUCACUGAAAUUUGUGUAGUAACCAUGCCUACAGAAGAGGUAUCUGUCACUGCAGAAACUGGGAAGUCUGUGCCAGGCACUGAAAUUUCAAGUGAAGUGCCAAUGAAGAAAAAGAAAAGGCCAGCUCCACCACGUCCCUCUGAACCUCCUAAGCGUCCUGAAGUAGCUGUUGUUCCUAGCACUCCAAGUGGAUCUAUAGGUUUUGUUAGGCCAAUGGUUCCUCAAGAUCCUUCACUCAGAAGGGCACUGUUCCCUAUACCAGACCUCAAGAUUACCCAGUGUUCAUCAGGGGAGGAAGAGGAUGACAGUCUUGCAGAGGAGUAUGGUGUUGGUGUUUCCUCUGACAUUACACCUAGUGAUGAUUCUGAGACUAAGGAGGAGCCCUCCAUUAGUCCGCCAUUGUCUGAAACUGCUGAUAUGGAGCCUAUUAGUGUGGUGUGUGAAGUUCCAGAACCGAAACCUAUUCCUACCCCAAUUUCAGCACCAGAACUAACCACUACUCCUCCUCCAGUAUCACCAGUAUCCCCUCCAACUUCACCAGCAACUCCAGAUUCCAGUUUAGCCUCCAAUGCUACAUCUUCCUCUUCUUUCCAGGCUCAAACACCUCUUUCAUCAGAUUCAACCCCACUGUCUACACCAACACCUCCAACUUCAGCUACAACCCAACCACCACCUGACAUCUCUCCGCCAUCAAUUGCAGCAAUUGCAAGUGUUUCUCCUACUGAGGGCUCAGUCUGUGCUCCUACUCUUGCCACAGUUGUAGUCACAAUACCAGAUGUUGUGUCUGACCCAAACAAAGAUCAAGCAGCUGUACCAGCUCCAGUGGAAGCCCCUACAGCUGAAACCCCAACUCCAGAUGCAGCACAGAUAUCUUCCCCUGCAACUACUGUGGUUCAAAUGCCAGACUUGGUGUCAUCUCCAUCUCAAAUGUCUGCUGAGGCCCCAGCUUCUAUGCAGGUCUCAGCACCAAGUCCAGCACCUGUUGUAGUCUCUGUUCAACACACAGUCACACCUACACCUGUUGCAGCAUCAGUUGCUCCAACACCAACCCAAGCUGUUGCUGCUGCUACAGCACCAUGUCCUGGUCCAGUUACAGUUCAAAUGCCUGACCUGGUUUCAACUACAUCUCCUAUCAUAGCUCAAAUCCCACUACCAGUCUCUGCUUUCAUAACAACCCCAGCUCAAUCCCAGGCCACAGGUGUACACUCAGCUCCUGUUCAGUCAGCUGUUCCAUCACCAACUCCAGUAGUGGUCCCAGCUCCAGCUCAAGUAGCCCAGGUGCCUUCACCAGCUUCAGCAUCAACUACUGUAGUCAAAAAGAAAGUCCCGCCACCACCUCCUCCUCGAUCUACUUCAGUUUCUCUGUCGGACAGUAACACAGAGCCCUCACAUAUCAGAGCUGUCCAACAUGUUUCCCCUACUGUGGCCACUACCGUAGCUAUGGAAACUACAGUGGCUGGCCAGCCAAUGCAGUCUGUAGUUGUGGAUAUACAGCCACGAAUGGAAGACUUGCGACGUGAUAAUGCUGCCGUACCUCAAGUGGUGACCCCAACCAGACAAGGACAUGUUGUCAUCAUAGUGCCCAGUGUGGAAAACAUGUCUGUGCUUGGCCAGACUACACAGGAUAUUGCUAGCACAGUGUCAAUAGCUCCCACUGUUCCUUUGACACAAGUCAGUCAAAUGGUUGCAGGCCCUGUGGUUGUGAGUGUUUCUCCUUUUCCCACUGCUGCCACUGGUGUAUCUAGCACAGAUACAGUCUCACUAUCCACCAUGGUGUCAGCAGUUCCAGUUAGAGUUUCAGGUCCCAUAGUUCCUCCUAAACCAGUGAUGGUGGCAAAAGUUGCAGACACAGUAGAAGAUACACCUCUACCUCCACCCACCACUUUACCGAAGCCGGCUAUUCAUUCUAAGCCACCUGUUUCCAUUUUAUCAUCAGUUCCCACUGCUGUCCCAGUUGCUACUGCAACAGUGGCACAAGCUUUUGUUUCAACAACCAGCUGCAGUCAAGCGGUCAAGCCUCCUCCACCCAUACCACCUAAGCCUGCAUCCAUUCCAGCUGGGCUGGUUUUCAGUCACAAACCAGGGGAAAGCGUCAAACCACCUACCCCUCCUGUGGUUCCCAAAGCUGCAACACUGCCGAGGACCAGGGAACCUCCAAAUGCUCUAUCACUCAGUUUGACCCGACCUGUAGAGUCUAAGAUGAGUGCGACAUCUCCGAAAUCUCCUUUAUCUCCUAGACAUGCAAAAUGUUUGCAAACCUAUGUGGUGAUAACCCUGCCAUCUGAGCCUGGCUCACCAACAGAGGGUAUAACAGUCCAGGCACCCGUCAGACGAGGCUCCAUCCCAUCCACAAAGGUUUCAGGAAUAAGGAUAACACCUUCAGAGCAGAAAACACCCACUGAGGCAUUCUCAGCUCAGGCUACAGUUAGGAGAGCAUCAGUCCCCACUGUUAGGCAUCCACCCCCAGUAGCUGUGGCUCCAACUGUGGCAAGAGAGCAAGUAACACCCUCUGAGACAACUGAUGCUAAAGCCCAAGCACAAGUCCAGUACAUGGCUUCAGCAGUGCACCCGCCACAGUCUGUGGCUGACAUCAUGGCAGUGUCAUCAAGUCAGGACACCCACAUUCAGGCAUAUAGUGUACCUCUUCCAAUCAAGAAACCAUAUGUACCUCCAGUGGCUCAACAACAACCAACACUGCCAGCCAUCCAGCCACCUCCAACUAUGUCUGAAGUAAUCACAAUGCCUCGAGAGCCAGAGAUUCCUAUUCAACCACUUGCUGUCCAAGUCACAACUAGAAGACAACCUAUAACAUCUGUAACUCAGCAUCCAGAAACAGUGCCAGAUGUCAUGGCACAAGAGGUUUCAGCUGAAAUAUCAGUCUCUCAGCCCCCAAUAUCAACUGAAACUGUACAACCAUAUUCUGUGGCAGAAGUUAUCAUACCACUGCAGCGUGAUGUACCUCCAGAGGCACUAAUUCCUCAUGUUAGGACAGCUUCAGUUUCUUCAACUGUCCUGUCUCUACAGAAUGAAGCUGAAGUAGUAAUGUUACAAGCAGAACAUGAUAUGCCUACUGAAGGUAUUACUGCUGAAGCAGUUAGUGUCUCACCAGUGCCUCAGUGCAUUCUUGAACAACAGCCACUUCCAAUAGUUGAUGUUGUGACCCUCUCUUUAGAGAACGAGAGGCUUACAAGGCUCAGCAACGCUGACACUGUUGUUGAAAUUCCACCAGUACCACAAUCUGUUCAGCCACUACAAGCUUUGCCUGAAGUCAUUCAGCCAUCUAUGCAGCAACCACCUUUUGCAGCUGACAUGGUCACCCUCCCUAUAAAUUAUAAAAUACUUGCAGAGGCUCCUACAACUGAUGAUUCUGUUGUUAGAAUGCCAUCUGUACCAGCAGUGGCUCAUCCUCCACCUUUAGUUGCUGAUGUAACCUCAAUACAUGAAGUAGUUAGGGUGACACCAGUACCUGCAGUUGCUAAAAUAACGCCAAGUCCUACAGUUGCUGAAGUAGCAUCACCUGUUGUGAUGGAAAUAACACAAAUGCAAGUACCACCAGAAACAUCCACUGUUACUUACAUUCCACAGGUCUGUGGAGCAUCUCUACCCUCAGUUAUCCCACAGUCAGCAGCUCUAAUGGAGGUCAUUUCAUUGCAGCCUGAACGUGAAACAACCACUGAUGUUACAAUAAAGGAAGCUAUUAUGAGAAGAGCUUCAGUGCCAUCAGGAGUGAUGCAGCCUCCGGCAGUGGCUGAGGUGGUGGCUUUCCCACCGCAAUAUGAGAUGCCAGUUGGUGUUGUUACCACUGAGGCCACCACUACUAGGAGGAGAACAUCUGUAUCUUCCACAGUGCAACCAACAAACACAGCCAGUGAAAUAUUUAUCCAUCCCUCACAGUAUGAAACACCCACACAAGUUGUUACAACUGAAGCCUUUGCUACUACCAGGAGGGAGUCCAUAACCAUGCAACAGCCACUUCCUGUGGCACAGGUAGUACAUAUGCAAGCUGAAAAGGAAAUCCCUAUAGAAGUUCAUGCUGCCCAAGUCCCCUACAGAAGAGAAUCUGUACCAUUAGCAGUACAACCACAAGUACUAACUUAUUCAGCAGAGUAUGAUAGCCCAUUGGAAAUAAUAACCACUGAGGCCUACACCAGGAGGACCUCUGUACCCACUGCCCCCGUUCCCACUGUCCAGGAUAUACCACAGUCUGUACCUGUGGCUCCAGUUACCAUCACAAAAAUUCAGCAGGAGUCAAUUGAGAGUCAGGAGAUUCGUGGACCAGAGAAGGUGGUCUCCAGUAUGAGCCACAUGUACUCCUCUUCUAUCUCCACCUCAGGUCAGCCUCCUGAAACAAUGCCAAGCUUGGUUACACAGGUGGUCACUACUGAGGUCCAGAGGACCACUGUGUCUGUUGUUCAUGAAAGACUACCACAGGUUCCUUCACCUAGUGUAGCAAUCACUAUACAACCAGACAUUGCUAAAGUUCAACCCCUUCCAAAACAGAAUGGGAAGGUAAUCUACCCAGGUGAUGUUAUUGAUUUACGAACAAUGAAGGUUGGUGUAAAAAUGACUGACCAAGGCAUGGACUUGACACCCCCUGAGUCAUGUCGGCAGUCUCUAUCUGGUGAUUCUAGUGGACGGCAAAUCACAGCAGUGCAGCCUGAAAUAGUAAACCUCAGUGCAGAAGUCACGCCUGCCAGCACACUGUCUGUUGUCACUGACAGUAUCACAAUAGUCACCUGCACAGCCACCAUUGCUUCAUACAACAACACUCUAGCAGAAAAGCCUCUAGAUUUGCAGGGCCAUGUCACCUCAUUGCCUCUGCCUCUCACCACAUACAAACCAUUUGAACCUCUAGCACAGAUUGUAUACAGGCCGGUCAAUUCCCAGCCUGCAGUCAGUGCUUUAGCAUCCACUGCUCAGGACAUACCCAUGAAUCUCUCUUUUGGAGCUCUCGCCUCCCCAGGAGGUAAGCAACCAGUGACUUUGGCCCCAGCAGCUAUCACUGAUGGAAGUCCCAUCCUCUCACUAGAGGCCACGGGGGCCAUGGAUCUGUCCAACUAUAGACCAAUGAGGGCUAUGGUAACUUUGUCCGGCACAAGUCCAGGAGUGGUGACCACUGUGGUGGAGGAUGAUGGUACUCCAGUCGAUUUGACGGCUGGAAGGAGAAGUGUCUGCUGUGAUGUCAUCUACAAGCUACCUUUCACAGGAAGCUGCAGAACACAGCCCCCAGUCACCACCCAGCCUGACAGCUUUAGCUAUAGAGAUGACCACUACAAAUUUAAUAAUGCUGGAGUGUAUGGUAUCAAAGGCAUGAAUGGUAUCACAGCCCCAUUGUCUGAGACCAACCUGACAGAGUCAGGACUGUUCCCCUAUGAACCGAAGAAUGAGUAUGAUUACCUCAAUGGAUCUUCAGAUGGAGCUAUAGACCUCACUGCUGCCAGUAUUUCUGCUGGUAAAGCUCUAGACUACACAAGCAAAGGCACUGGAGCCUACGCUGGGAUGACUACUGCUCCAUACUCCCAGGCUCCUGCAGCAGGGUUUGGUGUAAAUAGUGUCCUAAAAACUUCAGAUGGAAUAGUGUACUCCUCUGUAACAGCCCCGGUGCCAUCAACGUACGCUAUUACCACUCAGCCAGGAUCGAUUUUUAGCACCACCUUACCACCAACAACAAUGGUCCAAAAUCAGACAUUGCCACACCCGUAUGGUUUCAUUCCCACAACAAGUCCAGGUCAUAUUAUUCCUUUUGACACAGGGCUGCCUAAGGAGAUUCUUCCCACAGCUUUGGCAGACAUCAUAACAGGCUACCCUGACAUGUACUCAGACACCACCCUGGAAGCAAUUGCUGCCUCUCUAGAUGCUCUAGCUUCCUCCCCUAUAUUCCCUGGUUUAGAUAACACUAAGAUGGCUCAAUAUCAGAUGGAGAGGGAGUUCCUGGAGCUGGAGAAGCUUAAGCAGUUGUGUCUUGCUGAAGAGCUUGAGUGGGAAAGGCAGGAGAUCCAGCGUUACCGUGAACAAGAGCAGCUGAUGGUACAAAGGGAGCUUGAGGAGCUCCAGGCCCUUAAACAACAGCUCCUCCUGCAGCAAGAGGAGGAGCACCAUGCCCACAUGGUGGCCCAACAGGAGACCUAUGCCCAGCAGAAAGAACAACUGGAACAGAUUCAACAGCUCCAACUGCAACUCCAGCGCCAACUAGAUGAACACUAUGGUAGCACUGGUACUACAGGGAAUCUCUUAGAUGCCAAAUAUGCAGGGGUAGGGGAUAGUGGCCAGUACUGGCCUGUUAAGGAUGAAUCUACAACUCCUUCCAUUGGGAUCCAGUUAGAAGUAGGUCAGGAUCAGCUUCAGUUGGCUAAGAAGCUUCCAUUUGUAUCUAACCAAGCUGAUCAGGACACAGGGAAGAAGAUAAUUGAUAGUGGGGUGCAGACAGAUGAUGAAGACUCAACAGAUAAGCAGUAUGUGGGACGGAGAAAGAGAAGCAAGAGGAAUGCUGAUAGCUGUGCUCAGUCUGAUGAUGAGGACCAGGAUGAGUGGGAUGCACCCACAAGGGCUAGACGCCGCUCUCGAAAACAUAGCAGUGAUGGGAAACACAGCUCCAAGGUUUCUAGCAUUGCUAUCCAGACUGUAGCAGAGAUCUCUGUCCAGACUGAUCACUCUGGAACUAUCAAACGACCUAAUGUGCAGAUGGACACCAAAGUGGAAAUUGUGAAGCAUAUCUCAGCCCCAGAGAAUUCCCAGAGAGGAGGCAGCCUGAGCUGUCAGACAGACUCAGACAGGAGGCACACACCCAUUGAGGUGGGUUAUAGCACACACCUGACAGCAGAUGUCCCUUCUAAAUCUAAAGUUAUCUACUCUCCAGUCUCUCCCCGGUCUCCUGAGAAAUCAGUGGGAGGUCAGAGGAUGCUGACGGCUGAUCCAAACAGAUUUUCCUCUGGCCCUCGGACGCUAAAGGCAGGCCAGAAGUCUCUAUCUGACCCCAAAUCCCUCAGUCCUACCACUGAAGACAGGAUGGGUGGAUAUCACGCCGACAGCUACUCUGGACGUGGCUCUCCCUCUGGCACGGGUAAGAAAGUAAAGCGGACUUUACCAGACCCACCUCCUGAGGAUGACUCUCUGACAGGUCGGUCAGGCUACAGCACCAAUUCUGCUCGCCGUCGUCUUGCCCGCAAUACAACGAUGGCCCGUGCCAAGAUUCUGCAGGACAUUGACAAGGAGCUAGAUCUGGUAGAGAGAGAAUCCUCUAAGCUUCGCAAAAAACAGGCUGAAUUGGAUGAAGAGGAGAAGGAGAUAGAUGCCAAGCUGCGAUACUUGGAGAUGGGUAUCAACCGGCGCAAGGAAGCCUUGCUGAAAGAGAGAGAGAAGCGAGAGAGGGCCUAUCUCCAGGGAGUGGCUGAGGAGAGAGACUAUAUGUCUGACAGUGAGGUCAGUAACAUCAGAGAGGCCAGGGGUGAAGGUCUGGAGAGGCCUCGGACAGCUCCACAGUCUGAGUUUGACCAAUUCAUCCCUCCACAGACGGAGGCUGACUCCCAGUACAACACAUUAACAAGUCCCUACUCCCACUAUUCCCAGUUUGUCCCACAGACCCAAACCACCAGCCACUUCUCCCAGCAGGGCCUAUACCAGCAGCAGUCACUCUACCACCAACAAGUCUCUCCUUAUCAGAAUGUUCCAACCCUCUCCCUCUCCCAUGCCCAGGCUCAGCCUAGCAGCUACCAACAUGCUCUGCUGUUACAACAAGGAAAGCAACGACAGACGACUCUGUCUGACCUGGAGCCGAAGAUCACCACAAACUAUGAAGUCAUACGAAACCAGCCUCUGCUCAUUGUACCAACUUCAACAGAAAGUGGCUAUGGGGUGGCCCACCUAGGGGGCAAGUAUGGCAACUUGGACUUGAGACUAGGGCUAGAGGAGAGGAGCAUGGCCUCUAGUCCGAUGUCAAGCAUCUCUGCUGAGUCCUUCUACGCUGAUAUUGAUCACCACAAUGCCAGGAACUAUGUGCUGAUUGAGGACAUAGGGGAGCUUACUAAGGGCUCUGCAGGGCUGGGUACUACAGGCCUGGGCUCUGGGUUCAACCUGCCUGAUAAGGAGUUGUCCAAGGCAGAUAGACUGCUCAGGGCAGCAGAGGUCAGGCGCACCGCUGAGGUGGCAGACUUUUUGGGCUCAUCUCGACUGCAGGGUUAUGGUAAAGGAGAAGAUGACACCAUGGAGGAGCCCUAUGAGCUGAAACUACUUAAGCAGCAGAUCAAGCAGGAGUUCAGGCGUGGAACUGAUGGACUAGAACACCUUACAGGCCUGGGCAUGUCCCAGUAUCUCCCCAGUGACACCAGCUUUCGUCAUUUCCCCAAAGGUGAAAAAUACAGCAUUGGCAGGCUAACCCUUGAAAAACAGGCUGCAAAGCAACUCCCUGCAGCUGUGCUUUACCAGAAACAGGUGAAGAACAAGAAGGCCCUCAUAGACCCUAAGGCAAUCACUAAAUUCUCCCCAAUCCAGGAGAGCAGGGAUCUGGAACCUGACUUUGGCAGCUACAUGGGCUCUGGAGCCUCCUCUGUGACCAAUCUGGCUGCCCGGGCCAGAUUGCUGCAGGAUGAGAUCACCUUUGGGCUUAGGAAAAACUUAUCUGAGCAGCAAAAAUAUCUUGGCUCUUCCCUGGGGGCCAGCCUGGCUGGAUCUCUCAAUCUGGGCCACACCCUUGGUCUGGGGCCCACUAUUAGGUCUUCUGUCCAAGAUGAUGGCACAUACCCCAGUGGCAGUCGCUCCCGACCCUCAUCACGCCCCUCCUCCCGCCCUUCAUCUGUCUAUGGCUUGGAUCUAUCCAUGAAACGAGACCUGUCCAGCUCCUCGCUUAGACUGAAAACAGAGGGAGAGGUCUUGGAUGCAGCAUUUGCCCCUGGGGUAGCCAGAACCAAACCAACCAGUCUACCCAUUAGCCAGAGCCGGGGUCGUAUCCCCAUUGUGGCUCAGAACUCUGAGGAGGAGAGUCCUUUGAGCCCGGUGGGGCAACCUAUGGGCAUGGCUAGAGCCUCAGCUGGGCCUCUCCCUCCCAUCUCUGCCGACUCCAGGGACCAGUUUGGAUCUAGUCAUUCCCUGCCAGAGGUACAGCAACAUAUGAGGGAGGAAUCUCGGACGCGGGGCUAUGACCGAGACAUCGCUUUCAUCAUGGAUGACUUGCAGGGGGCCAUGUCUGACAGUGAAGCUUACCAUCUGAGGAGAGAGGACACAGACUGGUUUGAUAAGCCAAGAGAAGGACGCCCACAGAGUGGUCACAUGAUGGACAAGAGACAGAUGAAGCUGGUUCCUUAUACCUUCCCUCACACUCGCAUCAAACUUCAGAGAGACCUAAAGGACACCAGUGUGUCAGGGAAUGGUCUUGGAAUUCGGGUGGUAGGAGGAAAGGAGAUCCCAGGGAGCCGGGGAGAAAUUGGAGCCUACAUUGCCAAGGUUUUCCCUGGUUGUGUCGCAGAACAAACGGGAAAAAUUGUAGAGGGAAUGCAGGUGUUGGAGUGGAAUGGAGUACCCCUGAUGGGAAAGACUUAUGAGGAAGUGCAAUGCAUCAUGGGCCAGCCAUGUGCUGAGGCGGAGCUCUGUGUGAGACUCGACCUUAAUAUGCUGUCUGACCCUGAGCACCCACAAGCCCUGGAGCACCAUGUCCAGCUUAAGGCUGGUGGCCAACGCUCUCCUGGUGUAGAUCCUAAGCAGCUGGCUGCAGAACUACAGAAAGUCUCCCUGCAGCAGGCUCCUGGUGUGGCCGGGACAGGGCUUGGGCCUGGGGGGAUUGGGGUUCUCUCUGCGCUGGAGCGUUCAGCCCUCCUCCACUCGGGUACUGGAUCAGCCGUGUCCAGUGGUGUGCCGAGCCCUGGCCAGCCUGCCUCUCCUGCCAUCAACAAAAAACAGAGGCAUAGUGCAAAGCCAACCGAUGUGCUGAAGACACAGCCUCAUCCUAUCACUGGAGAAAUACAGCUCCAGAUCAACUAUGACAGGAACCUGGGCAACCUGAUCGUCCAUGUCCUGCAGGCCAGAAACCUGGCCCAGAGGGACAACAACGGCUACUCUGACCCUUUCGUCAAGGUCUACCUCCUACCCGGGAGAGGCCAAGUCAUGGUUGUCCAGAAUGCAAGUGCUGAUAACAAGAGAAGGACCAAGUAUGCGCAGAAAACCAUGAACCCAGAAUGGAACCAGACUGUCAUCUACAAGAAUAUUCACCUUGAGCAGUUGAAGAAAAAGACGCUGGAGGUGACAGUGUGGGACUACGACAGAUCUUCCUCAAAUGACUUCCUGGGAGAAGUGUUGAUCGACUUGGCAAACACAGCCCAGCUGGACAACACUCCUCGCUGGCUGCCUCUGAAGGAGCAGAGUGAGAGCAUUGAGCACAGCAGAGCCCAUCAUGCUGCUCAAGGCCCUCCAGGGUCUGGAGCUGGUCAAGGUCAGGGCCAAGGCCAGGGCCAUAUGUCAGGGCCUGGGAUGGGGCCUGGGCAGGGUUUGGGACACGGUCAAGGGCAUGGGCAGGGUGAGGGCAGUCAUGAAUCACCUAAGAACUCCGUUAUCAAGAGCAGGAGCCAUGGAAUAUUCCCAGAUCCAGCCAAAGACAUGCAGAUGACACCUCUGGAAAAGUCACACAGCAGUCCAGGCAGCUCCAAGUCUUCCUCUGAUGGCCAGCUGCGCUCCCACGGCCCCUCCCGCAGCCAAAGCAAGAGCAGCGUCACUCAGGCCCACCUUGAGGAUGCCGGGAUAGCCAUCGCUGCUGCCGAGGCUGCCGUGCAACAAUCCCGCCUGCAACCAAGUAAACCCCGACCAGGACACCGGCUGGGUGAUGUCUCAGGGUCAGUGGUGCUGUCUGCCCCCAGCCUGGUGGGAGAUGCCUAUGGAGGCCUAGAUGGGGAAGAGGCGGCUGGCACUGGAGUGGACAGUGCCAUUUUUCAAGUGCCACGCAUUGGAAAGCCUAUGCCUAACGGCACGGACAACAGCCGUCUAGGGCCCCCAGAAAAUGAAGGUGGUAAGACCCAAGUAAUGGGGGAGAUCAAAGUGGCUCUUAAAAAGGAGGUGAAGACAGAGGGGGACCAGUUGGUCUUGGAGAUCCUCCAGUGCAGAAAUAUCACCUACAAGUUCAAGAGCCCAGACCAUCUACCAGACCUGUAUGUGAAGCUGUACGUUGUGAAUGUGGCCACACAGAAGAGGAUCAUCAAGAAGAAGACCCGAGUUUGUCGACAUGACCGGGAGCCAUCUUUCAAUGAGACCUUCAGAUUCCCUCUUAAUCCAACUGGUCACUCCAUACAGCUGUUCCUGGUGUCCAAUGGAGGAAAGUUCAUGAAGAAGACUCUGAUAGGGGAGGCUUAUAUCUGGCUGGAUAAGGUGGACAUGAGGAAGAGAGUGGUGAGCUGGCACAAGCUGCUGGUCAGUUCCACUCAGACCAACCCCUGAGCACCACAUCAGAUGUGGCCAACAGGCAUCGAUUAAAAAAAAAAAAAAAGGUGAAGCCAGACUGUUCUUGUUCAGAGAAAUUACAAAAAAAGAUGAAGAUGAGAAGGAGAAGGAGAAGGGGAAAUAAACAGGAUGUGAACAGGUAUCCAUGUAAUUUACUUCCUCAGUUUAUAUGUUCAGAAAAAGGGAAUUAGAUUCAAGUAUCAUGCCAACUGUAUCUUGAUCAGUCUGACACUGCCAGCGCACACGUUCACCCCCGGCCCACGUCUACAAUUCUCUGGCUGUGGACUUUGCCCUUGGCGUGCAAACACCACAGCAGGCAGUAAAAAGGACUCAGCAGCAAUAUGGCUUUGAGAGCAGUGAUGUCACCAUGGUUCCCCGUUUACGAUCCACAUAUGACUUUUUUUUUUUUUUUUUUGGUGCUGUGCCACUGAGCUAACACAACUCAGAACGUAGGAUACAGAAUUAUGAACCUAUUAAAUCAACACUGUUCGACAUUGUGUUUUCUUCAUAUGAGAAUCAUUGUUGCAAUUCCCACAUGAUAAUCGUGAUGUAUGUGGAUUUGUCCAUCAGUGGAUCUCAAGUUUUCAAUGCUGAAGGAUUGCGUCAUGUAUUUUGUAUAAUACUCCUUGAGUUUCAAGUAAAAAAUAAAGACGGCGUAUUGGAUUGUAGAAAAGAGCCAGAAAGUUGAUUUUGGCUAUAAAAUGAAGAUAAAAUGUACAGUGCUCAGAUUGUAGAUAUCACAGGCAGAUUAUACAUCAUAUCAGAGAGUCACACUUUACAGUGUGAUAUUUAUAUAAGAUACAGAGAUUUCAGAUGUAGAGUAUAUCUAAAUACUAUAUGUAAGAGCUGUCCUCUUUAUCAGUCACUGUCUGAUAGAUUAUAUAUCAUGAAGUAUAGACAUAUAUUCUCUUUCAGGUUGAAGCUGUGGAUGGUGCACUGACAAUCCAGUAGGCUACUCUUGUCUAGGGUGUUAUGCAGUCUUUUUAGCUGUUAUGUGAAUGUGGACCUAAAGGAGUGCAAGGAUAUUCAUGACAAGUAGCUUCUUUGGUCCUCUGAUCACACAGUGUUACACCACUAAAUGUUCUGUGGAGCUUCGAUAGAUUUAAAUUUUAAAGGUCAGGUUCCUUGUGAGAAAAAUGCCUGUCUUAUUGGUAUGCUACGACAUGAAGCAGGUUGGAAUUACAAUAAAAUGAAUGGUAUUUUGUGCUCUAAAGCAGAUUCUCAUCAGCCUAAAGCACAUGCUGUGCUGAAUGUUACAAGCCAAUCGUAGAGGAUGACAAGAAUUAAUCACAUUUGUGUUGUUUGUAGACCAUUUUACUUUUAGACAGAUGUAGUUGUUGAUAGUAUGUUAGUAUUUCCUUCUGUGUAGCCUAUCAUGUAAUUACGCUGCUAUUCUGGUUUGGGAUGGGUAUGUAAUUCACACCAGUUGUGUCAAAACCACAGGUAGAUGUUCAGCUGUCUUUACCUCAGUGUGACGGCACUUUGUUUUUCCGUGUGUUCACAUUGUCACCCCUGGUCUGUGUUAUAUCUCAACAAGAAUUUAAAAAAAAAAAAAAAAAAAAUGAAGGAAAAAAGAACACAAAAUAAGUACUCAAAUGGCAACUGAUCUUGUCGGUCAAUUGAUGGGAUUCUGGUGUGAGCGCUGUAAGCUCACUAAAGCUGUUCUGCGUCAGUGAAUCCAGUUGCAACCCAGUGAACCAGCCUCUUUCACUGCCUGUGACCAAAGCGCUCGAGCCCACUGGGGUUCAGUCAUAUUCUUCAACUGAGGGCAGAGGAACAUGUCAGUGCUCACGGGGCUAUGGCCCAGUACUAGUGUAGAGUGGGAUACCCCUUUAUUCAUCUAUUAAUGUGUUUUUUGCCACCAUAUCUACAAUAUGAGACCAACACUAUCAGGUGACCCUCAGAUCUGCUGUUAACGUAUUUAGGUAUAUCACAGGGCUGAUGCAAUUUUUUUUUUUUUUUGUAUUUUUUUUUUUUUUUCUAAUAAAAUGGAGGUAAUAGAGGAAACAACAAACACAGACCUUGAGUCAAGAUGUCACUUGACUGUUAUAGCAAAGUAAAAAAAAAAAGAGAAAAAAGAGAACAUAUAUAGGAAGAGACAUGGAUGAUGUUAUAGAAAAUUAUUUUGUUGUGCCAACCUUGACUUUUUUUUUUUUUUUUUUUUUUUUUUUUUUUUACAAACUUGUUGGUUCCUUUGAGGUAAUUCUAUGCAACAUAUAUGUGUUUGAAUGCAUUUUUUUGUCUUAAUUAAAUAUAUCUGUGAGCAUACGGUCGGAAAAAUGUGUAUCUUAUAGAAAAAUAAUUUUAAUUUGUACAUCAUUGAAGGAAAAUAUGAAAUAUAUUAAUUUUUUUACUGAUUUUAAAAUAUAUUGAUGUUAACAUGUACAUGGAGCUCGUGUACUUUAGUGUUACAUUGUUUAUUUUUCUGUCUCGUUUCAAGUGUCAUGACAUGCAGAUUCACGUGCUUGUGUUUCUAUGUUGAAAUUAGUUGAAUCAUGGUGUAUGUAGUGGCAGAAAAUACUGUAGUGUGCAUUUUUUAUCUAUGUGACAAAAGAAAAAAAACAAACAAACAAACAAACAAACAAGCAAAGCACUUGGGGUUCCUAAACACAAUGCACAGUCUGAGGAGAAAUCACCCUUCCUAUGCCAUGCUCAUAGUCUACUGAACAGUCUGUGUACAAAAUACGGUAAAUAAGACAUUCUUCUUUCAAAGCUCAUUCAUGACUGUUUAACCCCUCGUGUGUCAUUAGACUCCCGUCAUGCUAACUACUGUUUGUUCGGACCAGAUGUUGCUUGUAAUCGUGAAAACAAUCCAUUUGUUGUUGUUCUGAGGGUGUGAAUGUGACUCGAGUCAUUUGAUCUGUGUACAUAGUGUUUAUUUUCUACAAAGAUUGAAUGUUUAUAUUGUCCGAGGUUUGAGCAUGUGAGUGU
This is a messenger RNA of Myripristis murdjan (pinecone soldierfish), 22537 nucleotides long. It is a transcript of the gene pclob, whose product is annotated as piccolo presynaptic cytomatrix protein b. Gene Ontology annotation, molecular function: structural constituent of presynaptic active zone; protein binding; metal ion binding. NCBI's taxonomy places the organism in Eukaryota, Metazoa, Chordata, Actinopteri, Holocentriformes, Holocentridae. The record is from RefSeq and is a predicted model, not a curated record. Gene Ontology annotation, cellular component: GABA-ergic synapse; axon; glutamatergic synapse. Gene Ontology annotation, biological process: presynaptic active zone assembly; protein localization to synapse. The transcript is spliced from 30 exons. Bases 8 to 19603 code for a protein of 6531 amino acids.